AUGCAAGUAAAACGCGGCCUUCGCUUCUGGCUAGCGACGACCGCUGGCGUGCUUGCUGCUUUAUAUCUCAUUUCACGAAUCGUGUCCUUCGUGCACAUCUUCGGCGAACAUGCGGGGCGUGUGGUGACGCAGGACGAGGUCUUGGAGGCGUACGAGUCUCGGCAGCCUUUUGGGCGGGAGACGGCGUUUGUGCCUAGGAUUGUUCAUCGGAUUUUUCACAAUUGGAGGGAUCCGGGGAAUGAGGCGCUUCCUGAGAUUUGGGAUGAGAAUCGGAGGUCGUGUGUUGAGGUGAAUCCGGGUUGGGAGAGUUGGUUAUGGACGACCAAGACCUCGCGGGAGUUCGUCGAGAAGCAAUACCCCUGGUUCUUGUCGACGUACGACGACUUCAAAUUCCCCAUCCAACGGAUCGACAGUCUUCGAUAUUUCCUCCUUCGUCACUAUGGAGGCGUUUACAUGGACGCCGACAACGGCUGCAAGGCCUCCUUAGAACCUCUGCGGUACUACCCAGCAUGGGUCGUUGAUGGUGGCCACGGGGCUUUGAGCAACGACAUCCUGGCCGGCGAGCCAGAACACCCGUACUGGAUCUUAAUGACCGACUCUCUGAUUUCGUACGCUUGGAACUAUCCGCUGCCGUACAUCACCAUCAGCUACGCCACGGGCCAGUGGUACGAGACGGAGAUCUGGAACAAGUACUUUCGAGAGAAGGUAGACGACCGGCCGGAGCCUGUUCGUAUCCUGACCGAUGGGAGACCUGGAGCUGCGGAGCCCGUCUUCUUCACAUACUCUGGUGGCGAAACGUGGCAUAACUGGGACAACCGGAUGUUUGGCUGGAUUGGAUCGAAUUUGUUGUUCUUCAUUGUUAUUGUUGCGGGGAAUGUUGUCAUCUUGUCAAUGGCGUGUGUUGCGAUUGCGUAUCGGCUGAAUCGGUGGCUGGGGCGGGAUCAGAGGCUUGUGAAGUAUUGA
Messenger RNA from Zasmidium cellare ATCC 36951, 963 nucleotides. RefSeq names its product glycosyltransferase family 32 protein. NCBI's taxonomy places the organism in Eukaryota, Fungi, Ascomycota, Dothideomycetes, Mycosphaerellales, Mycosphaerellaceae. The coding region runs from base 1 to 963 and encodes 320 amino acids. Gene Ontology annotation, biological process: mannosyl-inositol phosphorylceramide biosynthetic process. The record is from RefSeq and is a predicted model, not a curated record. The transcript has 2 exons. Gene Ontology annotation, molecular function: mannosyltransferase activity.